AUGAGCGAUUCUCAUGCAGAAAAACCAAAUCCUAGCACCAAAGCAUCAUCAGAUUCAUCGGCAUUGAUCGACGGAAUCUGCAAAACGACGAUCAUCCCUCCGUUCUGCUUGAAUUUCCUGCAUUCGGAUCCUCGUUUUGCGCAAUCAACCCUAAAAGGGUUCGCCGAAAUCACCGUAGAAAAGGCUAAAUCCAAUGCUACAGCCACCACCAGUUUGAUUAGUCACCUCUUGAGGAAAACCCAGGAUUCAACGUUGAAGGGGCAUUUGCAAUCAUGUUUGAAGAAUAUUAACGAUGCUGUAGCCCAAUUGGAUAAAGCCAAGUCCUCGGCGGUUUCCGGCGGCCCCGGUGACCUUAACAACUUUGCAUCGGCUUCUCUGACGGAAGUUGGCGGUUGCGGCGACGAUAUUGGGGCGGCGGAACCUCCGAAACUUAAAAAAGCGCGACAGAAUUUGGAUAACAUUAUCCGGAAAUUGAAUCGAAGAUUCACUGAUUUCUUGAUGGAAAUGGACAACAGAAGAGAGAUUGAUUCUUUAAUUGAAGAGCAGCUACAUGUGCAUGGAUUGGAGAGUCCUGGAACUCAAAUUGUCUCGGUGUUACUGACAAGCAAGAAUUAUCUGAUCUGGAGAUGUGUUAUGAUUUCAGCAUUGGAAGUAAAGAUGAAAGUAGGCUUCGUGGAGGGAAGCUUUCUGAUGCCAGCAGAAGAUUCACCAAUCCUGUUGAAAUGGAGGAGAGAAAAUAGCAUGAUUGAACAAAUCUGGAAUCAAUAUGAAGAAUUGAGGCCAACUCCUGAGAUAGAAGGAGAGAUUGGGGAUUUGAUUGUGAAAAGGGAAAAUGAGGAUAAGACAACUGUAACACCAAUGAAUCAAGGGAUCAAUAAAAUUGGUUCAAUUCAGACAUGUCCAGUUGGAAAUGCUGGAGGGAUGAUACCUUAUGGGCAGCAGGGUCAAACACAGACUUAUAAUCAUGGUAAUGUGAGCAUUACACCACUGGAUUUUGGCAGUGAAGGGACAGAUUCAUAUCAGCAGAUGUUCAACAGUGCAGUACAGAAGGAAGUUGAACUUAUUAAUAAAGGAAGGGGAAUCAUGAACACUGGAGCAGGACACUCAGUGAACAUGGCACACUACCAUGAUUUUGCAGGUAGUUCUUCUUAUGCUUUAGCUUCCUGGAUUGCAUCUGAUAGUAGUAGAAAUGCAUGGGUAAUAGACACAUGA
Oldenlandia corymbosa var. corymbosa is the source of this 1212-nucleotide messenger RNA. Lineage: Eukaryota; Viridiplantae; Streptophyta; Magnoliopsida; Gentianales; Rubiaceae. The record is from the annotation of a GenBank genome assembly.